Messenger RNA from Megalops cyprinoides (Indo-Pacific tarpon), 2895 nucleotides. RefSeq names its product CEA cell adhesion molecule 1 (gene ceacam1). The coding region runs from base 1 to 2895 and encodes 964 amino acids. Lineage: Eukaryota; Metazoa; Chordata; Actinopteri; Elopiformes; Megalopidae. The record is from RefSeq and is a predicted model, not a curated record. The transcript has 13 exons.
AUGAAACUGAUACUCACAUUCGAUGCUUCAACUGGGACGUUGAUUCUAAAAAAUGUAACGUUGGAAGAUUCUGGAAGUUACAUCAUACAAGGACUGUCCCCAUCACUUCGUGCCAGCGCAACUUUGUCUGUUCAAGAGCCAGUUUCCGACGUGAGAGUGAGUGCCAAUGACACCAAUUUGGUGGAAUUCAAUGACACCGUCAGUCUGACGUGCUCCGCCUCCGGCUCCUCCCUCUCUUACCGAUGGCAUAAUGGAAACACUGACAUCACAGCCAGUGAGCGCAUUCAGCUGAGUGAUAACAACAAGACUCUCACCAUAUCCAGUGUGUUGAGGUCUGACCAGGGGCCUCUGUACUGCACUGUGUCCAACGGCAUCAGUAAUGGUACAAGCCAGCCCGUCCUCCUCAAUAUCAGCUAUGGCCCCAGUAAUCUUAAACUGACUCCAAACCCAUCUAAGCCAGUCUACAGGGCAGAAUCAGAUUUGGUUCUACGCUGCUCUGCAGAUUCAAACCCUCCUGCCUAUUAUUCCUGGGCAUUUCAGGGAGCACUCAUUAACCAAAAGGGCCCAGACCUUAGACUGGACAAUGUUCAACAGAGUCAGAGUGGGAACUACACCUGCUGGGCCCACAAUGAUGUAACCCUCAGGUAUGCUAGUGUAACUACAUGGAUAAACAUCAUAGAGCCAAUAUCAGAGAUAGGUGUAAAUGCCUCUGGGAAACAACCGAUAUUGAACGAACCUUUCACUCUGAGCUGUGAAGUAUCAGGACCAGCAGACUCCAUUCUGUGGCUGAAGGAUGGCUCGUUCCUACCAGUCAAUAACAGAACAACCUUCUCUGUGGACAACAGCACAGUCACAUUCAACCCAGUGCAGCUCUCUGAUGAUGGAGACUAUCAGUGUGAAGCUUACAAUGCAGUGAGCAAUGGAACUAGCCCCAAACACCAAGUACUGGUCAACUAUGGACCAGAGCAGCCAGUCAUCACUGGACCCUCUUUAGCAGUGACAGGAUCAACUGUGACCUUCAACUGCACUGCUACCUCUCGGCCACCCAGUCAGUACAGCUGGUACUUCAAUGGCACUCGGGUGGCGGAGAGUUCAGUGUAUGAAACAGGCCCACUGACCUCAGCCGGUCACAGGACGUACACCUGUAUGGCCUUCAACUCUGUGACUGGCAGGAACAGCACUGCAACAAAGGAGCUCAAUGUUAUCUCCCCUGUAUCCCCAGUCACAGUCAGUCCAAGUACGUCAUUCCCAACACUGUCCUCCAGCCUCACUCUGACCUGUGAUGUCACUGGUGCUGCUAACGCAAUUCACUGGCUGAAAGACGGCCAAAUCCUCGUCCCGGACAACAGAACAACCUUCUCUGUGGACAACAGCACAGUCACCUUCAACCCAGUGCAGCUCUCUGAUGAUGGAGACUAUCAGUGUGAGGCUUUCAAUGCAGUGAGCAAUGGAACUAGCCCAAAAUACCAAGUGCUGGUCAACUAUGGACCAGAGGAGCCAGUCAUCACUGGACCCUCUUUAGCAGUGACAGGAUCAACUGUGACCUUCAACUGCACUGCUACCUCUCGGCCACCCAGUCAGUACAGCUGGUACUUCAAUGGCACUCGGGUGGCAGAGAGUUCAGUGUAUCAAACUGGCCCACUGACCUCAGCCGGUCACAGGACAUACACCUGUAUGGCCUUCAACUCUGUGACUGGCAGGAACAGCACUGCAACAAAGGAGCUCAAUGUUAUCUCCCCUGUAUCCCCAGUCACAGUCAGUCCAAGUACGCCAUUCCCAACACUGUCCUCCAGCCUCACUCUGACCUGUGAUGUCACUGGUGCUGCUAACGCAAUUCACUGGCUGAAAGACGGCCAAAUCCUCGUCCCGGACAACAGAACAACCUUCUCUGUGGACAACAGCACAGUCACCUUCAACCCAGUGCAGCUCUCUGAUGAUGGAAGCUAUCAGUGUGAAGCUUUCAAUGCAGUGAGCAAUGGAACUAGCCCAAAAUACCAAGUGCUGGUCAACUAUGGACCAGAGGAGCCAGUCAUCACUGGACCCUCCUUAGCAGAGACAGGAUCAACUGUGACCUUCAAUUGCACUGCUACCUCUCGGCCACCCAGUCAGUACAGCUGGUACUUCAACGGCACUCGGGUGGCAGAGAGUUCAGUGUAUGAAACUGGCCCACUGACCUCAGCCAGUCAGGGAACGUACACCUGUAUGGCUUUCAACUCUGUGACUGGCAGGAACAGCAGUGCUGUGAAAGAGCUUACUGUCAUUGCUCCCAUAUCUUCAGUGAUGGUUAUACCAAGCUCAUCAAUACCGAUACUGUCGUUCAACCUAACUCUAACUUGUGAUGUCUCUGGUGUCUUCAAUUCCAUUUAUUGGAUGAAGGAUGGUCAUGUCUUCUCUGAGAAUGAGAACAGGACCUUCUCUGUGGACAACAGCUCAGUGUCUUUCAAUCCAGUCCAGAUAUUAGAUGAUGGAAUCUAUCAGUGUGUUGCUUCAAACUCCUUCAGUGAGAAAACCAGCCCUGGAUAUAAACUGCUGGUCAGCUAUGGGCCAGACACCCCAGUGAUUCAAGGCCCCCACAGCGUGAAGGCAGGCUUCCGAGUCACACUGACCUGCACUGCCUUUUCCCAACCUCCCAGCCAUUACUUCUGGAAAUUUAACAACAACACAGACAUCCUGUCCACUACCAAUGUGCUGACCAUGACCGCCUCAGUGUCGAGUGCAGGCCAUUACACAUGUGUGUCCAGGAAUCCUCUGACCAACGUCACAGCUACGGCUACCUUUAGGCUAGAUGUCACAGAACCCUCUGCUGCCCCUGGGCUGCUGUCCAGCAGAGGGCUGAGCCUCACAGCUUUGCUGGGGCUCUCUGUCCCACUACUGACCAACUGGCUGUCCCACUGA